This is a messenger RNA of Argiope bruennichi, 3308 nucleotides long. Its product is annotated as epoxide hydrolase 1-like. Lineage: Eukaryota; Metazoa; Arthropoda; Arachnida; Araneae; Araneidae. The coding region runs from base 291 to 1691 and encodes 466 amino acids. The transcript has 8 exons. Gene Ontology annotation, biological process: epoxide metabolic process. The record is from RefSeq and is a predicted model, not a curated record. Gene Ontology annotation, molecular function: epoxide hydrolase activity.
UUCGUUUCGAUAUCGCGGCGGCGUGUGGUCAUAGCACAUUGCCUGCGGCAUCAUGAAUGACCUGUUCGGAAUCCUAUUUUGAAGUUAUCUAGAUAAACAGUCUACAUCGGCAUCGUACAAUUUUCUGUUCCUUGAAAAAAUUGUGCUUCUUUAUUUAAAAUUUCUGUUAAAAAAAUUACGUUUUCUUAAAUCUAAAAAGUAGAUUCAGACUUAUGAACUUUGAUCCUUCUUCAUCAUUCAGAAACACCCCUGGAAAGUAAAAGUACUUGGCUGUUAGAAAAGAAAUAAAGAUGGUUGCUUUUCUAGUUUUCUUAUCCAUCAUUGGCAUUCUGUUUGUCAAGUUUUUAUAUAGCUUGAUCUUUAAAGGUUAUAAUGAUCAGAGAGCAUCUAAAGGAUAUAAGGCUUCUUGGUAUGGAAAAGAUCCACCACCAACUUUAAAUGAUGGUAGCCAAGAUGAUGUAUCUAUUCAUCCCUUCAAAAUAGAUAUUCCCUCAGAAGUUAUAGAGGAUUUGAAGAAUAGAUUACAAAGAACCAGAUUUGAAGAACCCGUUGAAGAUUCCAAAUUUCAUUAUGGAUUUAAUCCCAAGUACCUGAAAACUGUGUUAGAAUACUGGAGGUCACAGUAUGACUGGAGGAAACAGGAAGCUGAACUCAACCGCUUCCCUCAAUUCAAAACACGCAUUGAAGGCAUCAAUGUUCAUUUUCUGCAUAUUAAACCACCAUUAUUACAAGAAAGCACUAUUAAAGUUAUUCCACUGAUGAUAAUCCAUGGCUGGCCUGGCUCUAUUGUUGAGUUUUAUAAAAUAAUUCCUCUUUUGACAACUCCUCGCCCUGACUGUAAUUUUGUAUUUGAAGUUAUCUGUCCUUCUAUUCCAGGAUAUGGAUUUUCAGAAUCUCCUCACCGCAAGGGCUUUAAUGCCAGGGCUGCAGCUAGAAUCUUUAUAACCUUGAUGGAGCGCUUGGGACAUAAUUCAUUUUAUGUUCAAGGUGGUGAUUGGGGUUCAUAUAUUUCCUCUCUCAUGGCCAGAUAUUAUCCACCAAGGAUCAGAGGUCUGCAUGUGAAUAUGUAUUUCUUCAUGCCUCGACCUUGGGAACUAUUUAAGGGUGCUUUGAUAGCCCUUUUUCCAUUCCUUGUCAGGAAAGAAGAAUAUCUUACUACUUUUCCCCUCAAAAAGAAAAUUGGAAUGCUUCUUGAAGAAGGUGGAUAUUUUCAUAUACAAGCUACUAAACCUGACACUUUAGGUUGUGGUAUGGCUGACAGUCCAGCUGGUGUAGCUGCUUAUUUGUUAGAAAAAUUUGGAAUUUCUACUGAUUCUCAAGCCCUGAACUUAGAUAAUGGAGCACUGACGAAGAAAUUCACUUUGGAUGAAUUACUAACCAAUGUCAUGAUGUACUGGGUAAAUAAUAAUUUCACUGCUGCAGCCAGAUUCUAUAAAGAAAAUGUUAGAAAUGUUUUUAGUGGAAGAAAUGAAAAAGCUCCAGUGACAGUUCCAUCAGGAGUAGCUGUCUUUCCUAAUGAAGUUCUCAUGGUUCCUAAAACCAUGAUGUCUCAACAAAUGAAGAACAUAGUUUCAUACAGUAUUAUGCCUCGAGGGGGCCACUUUGCUGCCUUGGAAGAACCCCAGCUGUUGGCUGAUGAUAUCUUUAAAUUUGUAGCUAUUGUUGAAAGGAAAGAUAAUUCAAGCCAGUAACACUGCCAAAUAUAUGAAUUCUUUUCUGUGACUUUAAAAGAACAAAUUUUAUCUCUAGAAAGUGGAAGACAGAUCAAAUUUGUUUCUGGCAUUAUUUUUGAUAUCUGAUUUGUCAAGAUGAGAUUUUGUUAUGAUUUAUAUUGUAUUUUAUAUAAUUUUUAUUAUAUUGUAUUUUAUAUAGCUUUUUGUAUAAUUUUUGUUAAUUUUUUUAUAAAUAAAUAUAAUUAGUAAAAUGAUUUUGACAAAAUGUGUUAUAGCAUAAUGCCAUGUAUUUGCUAUUUUUUAAUUGCAGUUGAAAUGCUUUGUUAUGAGUUUUUUCAGAAAUAAUGAAAGUGAAUUUUAUUCUAUAAAAAACAAAUUUUCUGUAAAAAGAGUGUUUUAUAAAUCAAUUAAAAUGAUAAUAUAUAUAUAUAUUGAGAUAUAUAUCAAUUUUUACUAUUUAUACAGUUUAUGGCAUAUUGAUAUUAUAAUUUUUGUUUGAGUCAAUUAAAUAAGGAUUUGCAACUAAUUUAUGCUUAUGAUUUUCCACUAAUAUGCCAUAUUGCCCAUUAAUAUUCCAAGUAGACAAUUGAUUUGAUCAUAACUUUCCACCCUGUUGAAUGAUAUUUUGAUUGAAUAGACCAUGAAUUUUUGAUACGUAAUAAAAUUUUUAUAUGAUGAAAAAAUGUUCAUUGUGAGGUUUCUUAAACUAUGUAAAAAUAAAUGAGUUAUAUAUUUUGUAUGAAUAUGAGGAAAUAAAAGAAAACCAUUAUAAUUUUUGUUGUGAAUUACAAAAAAUUUCAAACACAUUGUGCCUAAAAAAAUUGUUUUGAAUUCAUUUUAAAAGUUUUAUUCUGACUGACAUUAAAGAAAAAUAAUACUGUUGUUCUAACUUUUGUAAGAAAUGGAAUUGAGUAUUUAAUUAAUAAGAAUUAAUUCAUGAGCCAUUCUCAGACCAUUCCAUAUAUGACAGCAUAGCAUUCCAUAUGUUUUCCAUAUAUGACAGUUUCGAUAUUUGUUUUAAUUUGUGCCAUGUGAUUAAAUAUAAGAGUGUGCUUAUCUCUCUGCCAAAAUAAAGUGCUAAUAAUGCUUAACUGCUCUAAAUCUAUUUAAUUUUUCAAAGAGAAUUAAAAUAAUUUAGUUUUUAAAAAUAAAAUGGUAUGUAAAUAUAUAAAAUAAAGAUGUUUAUUUAUGUGCAUAUGAUGCAAGUAUUUAGUGGAAAUCUAUUCUAAUGGUUUUUACAAUAGACCUGCAUUUUAUGUCUUGUUUUGUUAUGUUAAAGUUGAAAUAAAUCAUUUAUUAUCCUUUUUUUAGGAUAAGAUAUAAUUACUUUGAUAUGCUUUACAAUGAAUUCUAUUUCUUAUAGUGACUUAGAAUAAAUAUUGGUAUAGCUGCUGUAGAAGUGUUAAACUUCAUUGUUGAAAUUUGAUUGUUGAAUGUUUUUCUUAUUAAACAAGACUGCCUAUGAUUAACAAGUAACUGUCUAUGACAAGCAACUGCCUAUGAUUUUGUACAUUCCAUUAAAUAUAUUGUUUGUAUGUCAAGACUUUACUUUGUUUCUAUAAUUUUUUUAUGUGUGUGUUUAUAAAUUUUGGUCAGUGUUUUUGUUACAGUAUAAUAAAUUUUUUUAUUUUUAUA